Guyanagaster necrorhizus is the source of this 1381-nucleotide messenger RNA. RefSeq lists its product as uncharacterized. The record is from RefSeq and is a predicted model, not a curated record. Lineage: Eukaryota; Fungi; Basidiomycota; Agaricomycetes; Agaricales; Physalacriaceae. The transcript has 4 exons. Bases 160 to 1350 code for a protein of 396 amino acids.
GAGUGUGGCUCACGGUGGAAGCUCUUUCUGUCUCGCUUGCCCUCUGUACGCCUUCGGCCGCCGCAACCUGGUUCUUUGGACGAAUAUACGCUCUACUUUGACUUUCCGAUUCGAGAGCUCUCUAUUGACAGACGCGUCAAUGUCAUUGUGCUCCUAGAAAUGCACAAUAACGCAUCUCCCCGUCUGCAUUUCUAUGAGCUUAACAAUGCCGAGUAUUCGGGAAGCCUUAACGGCGCUGUGAAGCUAAGGCCGCAUCAUUCACUAGGAUGUGCUUGGUCGUCAUCCGGCGACAUUACGCUGCGCGUUUUCGGGGCUGUUGUUGGCGUGUGCUGCUUCAAAGCCGGGCAUACUUUCAAGUCGCCAAUUGUGUUCUACGAUUGGCAGAUGAGUCGGACUGUUUAUCCCCACUAUUACCAUGAACGUAAGGUCGACACCCUUCCUUCUAAGCCCAUGUCCUUCCAGUUUUUAUCUGUCGAUGUUGCGGCUAUCUUGGACAAGUUGGAAGUCGGUAACAGGAGUGAUUACGUGUGGCAUCCAUAUCUAUUCGUCGUAACUCUCAAAGCAUAUGACGAGGUACAAUGGAGUGGAGAAGCGUUACCUCGCUAUGACUGCUACCAUCUCGAGGCGGAGCUGCUAAACAUCCGGGAAUUUCUGCUAGAGUACAGGAACAGCAAAAACGAUUACAAGUCGAUUGUCGAAAAAGCGACAUUCGUCCCUAAUGUCGCUCUUCCGGUCGGUACAGUCGACCAAGGCGUCGAUUUCAGGGAAUAUAUGGCACCUGCGUUUUAUUCUCAUCCAGUCACCAGAGGUCGUUAUCAUGUCAAAUCCCCUAAAGGUACUGCAUGGAAUGGGGACUUCUAUGCCGAUCCCCAUCGACAGCCCAUUGGUAUAAAAUUCUCGUUCUACAAAUGGGCUAACCAACCAGACGUUGUGUUCGUCAUAACUCGGAACGACCAUGUCGGAGGCUCUAGCUUGCCUUUCUUUCCGCUCAGAGAUCAGAAAUGCAGGCAAGCGAAGGAGGGGAUUGCUCACGUCAUGAAUGGGUCCAAGCUGCUUUCCGUGCACGCGUCUCGGGACGGAUUUACCCUCCAAGAUUUCACAGAGGAUUGUACAAAGGUGAUGCAACGUGAAUCUCGUCAAUGUCACGAUGUCAAUUACAUCUGGCAUGUGGAAACCAAGCCUGUGCAGGGUAUCGUUGAAACCACGGUGAAUCUUCGCGGCGACGUUGAGGCGGUGACGAUGGAGCAGGAUAAUCUUGUUGUUAUCAAGCCUAAGGUUAAUACGUCCGAAGAACUUGCCUUUCACGACCCCCAAGUGGAAUACGUGGCAUGUGUCUAUGAAUUCCUAUGAUGGAUGCUGGUUGGAUGACUGCUUCUCGAUG